CCGCCGUCACGGGGCUCCGAAUCCGUCCCGCGCGCGCUUUUCUGUUUUGCCUGAUGGUGGUUUCGCGCGCGAAUUGGUGACAGGACCCCCCCGGUGCUGAACGUUCGGGAGUUGCUGAGCAAAAGAUCGCCCGCCCAGGGGUGUGGGCUGAGGCUUUUCAUGGCCCCGAUCCCGAGGACCUGUGGCUGGUGCUGAGGGAUCUCUCCGUCCGUUGUUGGAAGGCAGAUGGUGGGAAGAGUAGCUAUGGCUGCAGCUGCGGUCGCAGCUGCUCCUGCUUCCGCAACUGACGGGGACGUCCAGCCAGCUAAGAAACGGAAAGAGGACGAUCCUUCAAUUAAAGCAAUUACAAACUAUUUUUCACCAUUAGUAAAGAAUGUUGAUAGAAUGUUGUCACCACCAAAAUCCAACAAUAUAAUGGAUUAUUUUAAAAAAUCUCCCCCUGCAAAUGAGAAGGUCACUUCACCUGUGACAGAGAAGGAAAGUACAAGUAAAUCAUCUUUGUCAAGGCUUAACAGGAGAGGAAAGAGAUGUAAUUUAAAUAAUAAAUUAAAGGAUAUGAAAACAGUUGAGCCUGACCUCGUGAUAGAAGUUGAUAGUGAUGACCACACAGAGAGACUUAAUCCAAAGGAAGAGGAUUCAAAAACUAGUUCCAUUGGUCACAAUGUUCCUGCAUUGCUUGCUCCCCUAAAUAUGGAAGACGAAAACGAUAGCAGUAAAAACCCUCUCGACACUAUUACCUUUAAAAAUGAAGGGGAAAUGAGGAUAGAAAGAAAUAUAAUAAAAACUAACCUUAAAAGAUCAAAGAAAAGAAAACAUAAAGAUGAGACAGACUUGUCUGAAAAAGUUACCUCUGAAACACAGCUGAAGGAACGAUGUAAAGAACUUGAUGAUAAACAAGUUGCAUCUACUAAUGAACCUCAAAAUAAAAGCAUAGUAAAUAGUCUGGAUUCUGAGAUUAAUGCAAAUAAGACACCACCAUUAAAUGACUGCACAGUAACUGUGUCAUUUGAAGACUUUCUAAAAAGUCAAGGAGAAAAUGAAGCUGAUCAGAUUCCAAAAGCUCAAGCACCAGAGAGCUCCAUAACAUCAGACGAAGCUGCCAGUUGCCUAGCAGCGCAGCAACUGCCACUCAAGGUAGUCACUGUCCUUGCACAAAUCCAUUCUAUACCUCCAAAAUCUCCCGCUUGUAGGAAAAUAGCCUCUAUCUUUUUAAAGCAAAAACCCAAAGAAGCUAAAAGACGAAGCAGUGAGUCUUCCUCAGAGGUGGAGUAUGCUGAGCAGAUGACGCAAAAACGAAAAUCUAAUGUGGUGAUUCCAGAGGAAGAGUUAGAGUUGGCUGUGUUAGAUACCACAGGCUCAGAGACUGUGAAAUCAAAAUGCACUGCAGAAGAAAGGCACCAGUUUAUGAAAGCGUUUAGACAACCAGAAUCUGAUACGGUGAAAACUGGAGCUAAAAAAGGAAUUGGUAAACAGAAGGGGGUAGGUGAAAAAUCUUUAAAACACCCAGAGGAAAUAGAAGAAUGUGAGGGUGUGUCUAAUGUACUACGAGAAAAGGAAGUACCAAAGGACUAUGUUGGUAGCGAUUCCAGUUGUGAUGCUGACAAGAGUGAUAUUACCAGAGUAAGAAAUAACAGGCUCAGCAGGAAAAAAAUGAUCUUAGAAACAAAGGGGAAAGGUUUAACUUCUAAUGAAAACCAGAAAAGUGAUGCAGAUAAUCAAAUUAAGGGAAUAGCCUCAUGUGAGACACAAAGCAAAUUGUCCCGGAAUAAGAACGUAUUGAGAAGAAGUCCACGGCAGAAGAAAAGUCAAACUUCUUUAAACAUUACUCCAGAAAAAACAAAGAUUUCAGAGGUUGUUGCUCAAAACUCACCAGCUGCUAUCCCUCUUCAGACUUCUACUCCCAAAACAAACAACAAAUCCUUGAAUAAAAGUGACUUGUACAAGGUUGAGGUGAUUACGGAGCCCUUUGAAUCAAAGAGUCCAAUAAGGAUGAAAUUCACCCGAAUAAGUACAUCUGAAGGAUCUACAAAAGACGGUAUAAAGGUGAAUUCCACUUCUAGCAAUGUAUCAAAAGCAAAGAAAUUAGUUGAGAAAGCAAAGGCUCUGCAACAUAAUAAAGCAACAAAAAUGACUGAAGGGACAUUACACACACUUCUACGACGCUCUUCUAGGCAACAGGCUCUGGCUGAAAGGAAAUGUUUGCAGAAUGCAGAAGACUCGGUGAUUAUUUUGGAUUCAUGCCCAAGCAAUGUCACUACUGUUUCAGAGAGUGUGGAAAAGCAAAAGAAUCUUCCAAGCUUGAAUGAUGUAUUGGGGAAAAGACCUGGAAAUGUGAAAGCAGCUAAGAAACCAAGUGGCAAGGAAAAGCCAUCUUCACUAAUUAAGAAAAGAGUUCAGAAGCCUGCCGAUGAAGCAGUUACAAUUGUUGUUGAAAGCAGUGAGGAUGAAUCUGAAAAUUCUCAAGAUGAAGAGCAGUUCAAAGCAAAACGUGAAUUUUUAAUGAGUGGAUUGCCAGAGUCUUUAAAAAGGCAGAUUGCAAAGAAAGCAGCAUCGUUGGAAGCUUAUUCUGCCGCUAAUUCCUGUUUUCAGUCUGUGGUCCAUGUGCAGCAGAAGGAUGAGAGGUUUUCAAUGUGGACAUUGAUGCCACCCUCAUGUCCUCUCUUAACCAAUCUAAGAGAAGUAAAUUCUAAAGUAACUGAUGUCUCAAGACUAACUUUUUCACUUGGUGAAUUUUCAGUCUUAAAUACUCAGCCUAAUAGUACAGAUUCUGCAGUUCUUGUGCCAUCUGGAUGGCGACCACUCUUUUCUGAAACACUUAAGAGUUGUUUGUUAGAGGAGAUAAGGUCUUUCAACUCCAGGUUUCCUGUGAAGCAAUGUUUUGAAGUACUCUUGAAAAAACAAAUCACUCCUGAAAAUAAUAAACAAGUAAACAAAUGUGAAAUUUUAAGCCCUGAGUCAAAUGCAAAAUCUGACAGUGGGAAAGAAACCAAAAGAAAACGGAAAACUGAAGCCCAUAAGUCCAAAAGAAUGAAAAAGAUAGAAAAAUCAGAAGUUAAAUCAGAUAAAGCUUCCAAAGUACCAUGGGUAAAACAAGCUGGUGUGGAAAAUAUGAACAAAGUGGUUGAUAUCAAUAAGACUGAAGAGCCUCAAAUAAUAGAAGACUCUGAAUUUGAAUCGGAAAUUAAUUAUGUUUCUGCAGAUUUUUCAAAUGAGGACAUGCUUUGGACAGAAAAAUAUCAGCCACAGAAUUCCAGUGAACUUAUAGGCAAUACUGCAGCAAUUAAAAAACUGCACAGGUGGCUGAGUGAGUGGAGAAAAAGAGCUGUUUGGGAAGAAAACAGAACUCAAAAAGAAGAAGAAAAUGAAUCCUUGGACAGUAUGGAUUUUAAAGAUGACAAAUCAGACAGUGAGGAAGAAACUCUUCUAUGCAAUACGAUGCUGCUCAUUGGUCCACCAGGCAUCGGGAAGACUGCAGCUGUUUAUGCUUGUGCACAGGAGCUUGGCUUCAAGAUUUUUGAAGUAAAUGCUUCUUGUCAGCGCAGUGGAAGGCAGAUUCUCUCUCAGCUGAAAGAAGCCACUCAGUCUCAUCAAGUGGACAAACAAGGUGUAAAUGCACAUAAGCCAUGUUUCUUUAACAGCUGCAGUAGCACUAAAUCGCCAAGGAAACACUCUCCUAGAAAAGAGUGGUCUCCAAAGAAACUUCCAGUUUCUCCUAGAAAAGCAGGAUUAAAGCAAGGGUUAGCACCUAAAACACUAGCAAGCUAUUUCAAAAUCUCUUCCAAGCCUAAGAAGAAAGAAGAAAAAGUGCAAGGAAACAUCAAAGAAAAUAAUAAGGAUAAAUUAUCUGAAGAGAACAUUCAGAAAAAAUCAGCAAGGAGUGGAAGUGGAGAAGAGGAAUCCAGUAAAAAAUGUGCAACUUCUCUCAUUCUCUUUGAAGAGGUUGAUAUAAUAUUUGAUGAAGAUGUUGGUUUUCUAAAUGCAAUAAAGACAUUCAUGACCACUACAAAGAGACCUGUUAUUCUUACAACCAAUGAUCCAUCAUUUAGUUUAAUAUUUGAUGGCUGCUUUGAAGAAAUCACCUUCAAUGUACCGCCUUUGAUAAACAUUGCAAGCUAUCUCCAGGUUCUUUGUUUGGCUGAAAAUUUAAGAACAGAUAUAAGAGACUUUGCUGCUUUAUUAGCUGCAAAUAACUGUGACAUCAGGCAAAGCAUUCUCCAUUUACAGUUCUGGGUUAGAAGUGGUGGUGGCUUCUUGAAAGAAAAAACUAUGGUACUGCACAGUGAAGAGAACAAGAUAGAUGGUACAAAGCAAAUUACUUGCACUGAAGAACCAAGGAGCUCCAAGACUAGUAAGGCUAGUCCCCCUCUUGUGAACAGUCUACCAAAAUGUGAUAGUGGUUGCUUUGAGAAUUUGCUUGGCCUUAAAAACAUUCUUUUGCCUUCAGAAGAUUUGUUCUCAUUUCUUAAGCAUGAAAUCACAACUGAAGAAGAAUGGAGUAAGCUGACACAUCUGCUCACAGAAUUUCAGAUGAGGAAUAUAGACUUCAUAUAUAAUAAUCUUGAAUUCAUUUUACCUUUACCAGUUAAUAUACUCGCAGAACCAACACAAAUAGCUAAGCCUACACUUGAUAUGAUUAGAGAAAAUUCUUCAAAUGGCAACCCCCUUGACAGUGACUGCUUGCAGGAAAUUAGUCCUGUGAAAAAGACUAAACAGACAAAGUGCCUGAGAAAUCUGAGAUUACUGGAUGACAGUGAUUUAUUUGAGAGUGAAUUAAACUAUUCUGGUUUCAUUACUAUGCUGUCAGACACGCCUCCAUCACACUUAGAAGAAGAAAAACAUGGGUUGAAAGCUGUGACUAAUAGCACAGUGACACCCAGCGGUGGAACACCAGGAAGAAGAAAAGGCUGUGCGCUUGCAUUCCAGUGUCUAAACUCAUUAACUGAAUUUGUGGAGAAUAUGUCUUUCUUAGACUGUUGUUUCAGCCGCACAACUCUAAGAUCAAAAUCUUGUAAAUAUGGGGAGUGUAUUUGGACUAAAGGAAAGACCAAAAAUGGUGUGUCCGAUGAGUUUAGUAUGGAGCAUCAUGACUGGUGGAGCUCCCAAAGCUCUAGUGAACUGAAAGCAACUAUUGAAGCACUAAGUUUUAAUAAAUGCUCUAAAACCAUGGGAAGCUGCUUGAACUCUGGUAGAACUCUUGGGAAGGAUGAAUUGGAAGAACUUACCCUCCAUGUUUCAAGAGACUGCACCAAUUUAUAUUUUGGGCAGUUAACUGCUAAUUCCAGCAUCCACCAUAAAGCACAGAAGAGACUGGAAACAAUCAAAACUGUAUUUUCCAAUCAAACUUCUUUACAUCUUGGUAGCAGACAAGCCAGCAUAGUGGAAUAUCUGCCUACUCUCCGCAACAUCUGUAAGUUGGAGAAACAGAAAGAACAAGGGAAAACAAAAAGAAGAUUUCUCCAUUACCUUGAAGGAAUUUAUUUUUCAAGACAAUUUCUGAACAGUCUGGCAGCUGACUUCCCUUAAAAUGGUGGAUGACAAUAGUGCCUAUGUAUAUAUAAUUUUUAAUGUAUAUUUAAAAUGCUGAUUUUAUAUUUUGAAUCUUAUUUAAAAACUGUAUAUUUCUACUGCAAAGGUGCUUUCCACAUUCCAAAUGUGGACUUCGUUAGUGCUGAAAUCUACAGCACCUGUGUUCAAAUAAGCAUGAUAUGAAGCACACCAGGCCCAUCACUACAAUUACCAGAUUGACCAUGGGUUGGUUCAGAUGAUACGGCCAACAGCACACGUGAAGAGCAAGGAGGCAUGCUGUGACCAUGCCUGUUGGGAGGUUCUCCAUGAACAUCCCAGCACCCUCACAGUGCAUCCCUUAAUUGCAGGUAGGUGCUGUCCAUGCAAAUGGUGCCCAAACAUGUACUCCAAGUACUGCAGCUGGCCAUAUUAUUUGAAUUGGUGCCUUAUCUUCUCACGAUGUGGUUCCUGUUGUCAAGGUGUGUUUUAGUUGCCAGCAACAGGUCUGCAUGCUUAAUAGUGAAUUGUGUUGAUAAGCCACUUUUCUGAUGUCCAUAUACAUGUGCUACUUCUUAUGGAAAAGAUAAGUCAAAUGAUAUGUCUUAUCUGUAACUUCUUACAAUUCUACUGCAAAAACCAUUUUUUGGAUGGGUGCAUAAGAGGAAUAUUCACCAUUUUGUAAAUUUCAUUUUAAUAAAGCUUCCUUGGUAAUAUUUACCUGUAAUCCUGUACAUCUAAUGUUUAUAUUGUAUGUUAUAUUUUACGACAAUUCAGUUGAGUUUCUUCUGGCUAAACUUGUUUUUGUAUCUGAAAUGAAAUAAUAAAUGUAGAUGGGACUUUG
Molecule: messenger RNA, 6346 nt
Organism: Hemicordylus capensis (graceful crag lizard)
Lineage: Eukaryota; Metazoa; Chordata; Lepidosauria; Squamata; Cordylidae
Gene: ATAD5
Product: ATPase family AAA domain containing 5
Exons: 23
Coding region: 226-5523 (1765 amino acids)
Cellular component (GO): nucleus
Molecular function (GO): DNA clamp unloader activity; ATP hydrolysis activity; ATP binding
Source: RefSeq, a predicted model, not a curated record